UAUAUCAAUCAUACGUUUGGUCUAAUGAUCCUGAUAUUCUUGAAUGUGGUGAAUGUGAUAAUUGUAAAAGGCGUGAAGCUGAUGGAGCCGUUUGGUAUGACAUAAAAGUAGAGGCAUUACGUUUGAUAAAAAUUGUACAAGAAUUAGUAUUAAGAGGAAGAAAUCCUAAUUUACAGUUUUUUCGUAUAACUAUACAUGAUAUAGUGGAUGUAUUUUGUGAUGCUAAAAAUGCUAAUGUGCGUGAUAAAGAUCUUAUAAGUCUAAAAGUAUAUGGAUAUAAUAAAAAUAAUAAGAUAAAUACACAUGAAUCUUGCUAUUAUUUGCUUGAUAUACUUAUCUCAAAAAAUGUUAUUAAACAAGAGAUUGAACUCAAAUCUUGA
Molecule: messenger RNA, 380 nt
Organism: Funneliformis geosporum
Lineage: Eukaryota; Fungi; Glomeromycota; Glomeromycetes; Glomerales; Glomeraceae
Source: the annotation of a GenBank genome assembly